This is a messenger RNA of Solanum dulcamara, 678 nucleotides long. RefSeq lists its product as uncharacterized. Gene Ontology annotation, biological process: positive regulation of stomatal complex development. The record is from RefSeq and is a predicted model, not a curated record. The transcript has 3 exons. The coding region runs from base 114 to 431 and encodes 105 amino acids. NCBI's taxonomy places the organism in Eukaryota, Viridiplantae, Streptophyta, Magnoliopsida, Solanales, Solanaceae.
UUCAGCCACAAUAUUUCCCUUUUUCUUCCUAUCAUAUCUUUUUAAUAGUGUAUUUGACUGUCAUUUUGUUUCGCCCUCACAAAACAAAACUUAUCCCCAUUUUUGCGUCCACAAUGGCCAAAAUUAUACUCUUCCAUUGCUUGCUCUUCAUCUUACUUUCUUCAUCACUAGCACUGUUACAAGGUUCAAGAAUGCAAGCCAUAAUUCCUCAUUCUCAAAGGGCCUAUCAGGGUGCGUCGCACUACGAGGGUGGUGGAAAAAGAUGGGUGAAAAAGAAUUCAAGAAGGUUGAUGAUAGGAUCAGUGGCUCCAACUUGCACUUACAAUGAAUGCAGAGGGUGCAAGUACAAAUGCAGAGCCGAGCAAGUUCCAGUGGAAGGGAAUGACCCAAUGAAUAGUCCUUACCACUACAAAUGUGUUUGUCACCGCUAAUUCUUUUGUCACACACAUAGCUAGCAGCCUUCCAAGAAGAAGGGUACUUUGAAAUUUUCAUCAUUUCGGCUCUUGUGAAAGUUUCAAUAUUGUUCUUUUUGUGGUUGGGUUUGCUUGAAUUUUGGUUUAUUUUGUCUUCUAUAGUGUAAUGUUGAAUUGAUUGAAUCAGAUUUUUUUUUUUUUUAAAAUAAUCUGAAUUAUGCCGUUUUCUUCAAAUGGAAAAGAGAUUUUUGCAUGUUCUUUUUCC